UCUCUCUCUCUCUCUCUCUCUCUCUCUCUCUCUGCGAGAGAAAUCAAACCGUAGCAGCCCACGGGUUCUUGCAUUCUCUGAAUCUGAGAAACCGGUUUGCGGCGUACACGCCUCUGCUGUGCUCAUCACUGGUUUGAGUUUUUGAGCGUUUGCAGAGCUCUAGAGACUACAAGAGGUAUCUGAGUGACUUCGUCUCCAAGAAGUUGCUACCUGCCAUGGAAGGCAGUGCGAUGCCGACGCCGACCCAGAGGAGACCGCUCCUCCCGGACGGCGAGGUCGUGGAGCUGCUGUGGCAGAACGGCGUUGUCGUGGCGCAGGCGCAGGCGCAGUCGUAUCAGAGGGCCUUCCCGAGCGACGGCAACACUGGCGCGAGCGGCGUCACCGGGGAGGACGCGGUGGCGUGGCUCCCGGACGGCGGCGCGCUGGGCGGGGACGUCUACUCGCGGGUCUCGCACAGCAUCGCGCAAGUCCAUGGGCGCGUGGGCGGGGACACGGCCGCGUCCGCCCGGCCGCCGGCGACGAUCGGCGCCGGGUCGAAGACCGGCGGCGAGGCCGGCUCGAGCUUCUGCGGCAGCAACCUGGUGGCGGCGUCGCUGGCGCCGCAUUUCGACGCCGACAUCGACGACGCGGCGUUGCCGCUGCCGCCGGACGGGCCAGGCGCGCGCGCUGGCGCGUCCACGUCGAGCGGGUGGGGCAGCAAUGCGCUGCUCAAGAGGGGCCGGGACGAAUUCGAUAGCCGUAGCGAGGAGCAGCAGGUCGCCGACGUCGAGGCCGUUGACGAGACCCGGUCGUCGAGGCGGCCGGCGUCGAAGCGCAGGACUCGCGCCGCCGAGGUUCAUAAUCUAUCGGAAAGGAGAAGAAGGGACCGGAUCAACGAAAAGAUGCGAGCAUUGCAAGAACUCGUGCCUCACUGCAACAAGACCGACAAAGCGUCCAUACUAGAUGAGGCAAUUGACUACUUGAAGUCCCUCCAAUUGCAAAUUCAGAUCAUGUGGAUGACUACUGGGAUGGCGCCGAUGAUGCACCCCGGUGCUCACCAACUCAUGUCUCCGAUGAACAUGGGAGUGAAUUCAGCGUGUAUGCCACCUGUGGCGCAAGUCCUAGGUCAAAUGCAAAGAGUGUCACCCUUCAUGAACAACCCUUUGCCGAACCAAAUGCUUCAGAUCCCAUCUCCAGCUACCAAUGCACCCAAUGUGUCAAACCAGGUUCAAACCGAUCGCAUCGCCGAGCCAAGGAAUCCCUUUCUUUAUCCUAAUGGCACACUAGCAACAACACCUCAGGUGCCAAGUUUAUUCGGCUAUGGAUCUCAAAUGGGACAACGGAGGGAGAUUCAGCAGUUACUGGCUGGCACUGCCGCUCCAGCUUUGGGGGCCGAGCCUCCAUCUUCCUUUGAAGGAACCGGAACAUAAUACCACCACAGUCCAGUUAGAUGUUUAACAGUGAUCACACGGCAAACAACUAGGGGGAAUGCACAGAAGUCACAACAAGUGGUCUGCAAGAAUCAGUUUUGAUACGAAGUAAGGCCAGGGACAGAUCAUGCAUCCCUGAGCUCCUGGGCACCUCUCGUGCUGACACUAUCUUAUCUGAAGAAUAGUCUUGGAAACUUUCUGUUUCUGGAAGCCUUUGGUGGUCUCUGGGUGAUGAACUUGGCGACGCCAUCAGCAGAUAUGGUUCUGCUGAUGCUAAAGACGUGGAGAUGACAUGCUUGGCGACAUCUCAGAGGCAAGAGGAUACAACAGCGGCAGUUUCACUCUUCUUUUCGCUUAUGUUACACCGCUGACCACUGUGUUACAUGAUGCCUGAUGAGACUCUGCAUCUGAUGAGUUCCUGUGGAUCGACUGUCCACUAGCAAAUUUUCCAGCUUUACUUCAGCUACUGACCUUCAAUUGGAAGACCUAAAGGAACUGAGAGGGUUUCAUUUACCGGUUUGAUUUUUUACCGGGAGGAACCGUUUAACUCUCAAACUUCUAAUUUGAAACCGGUAAUCUGAUGAAAAUUCAGAAUUUACGGUCUAAAUUUGUUCAAGUCAAAACUCGUUCGAAUUCUUUUUGGCUGGUAUAGAAGUUCGACCAACUGGUUACCACCAACGCCGGUAAAUGGACAUGCACAAAUAUCGCAUGAAUUUCGUGCCUGAACCAAUGGCUACCAUGGAUGGAUCUCCUGGUACUGCUGUACCUUACAUGUAAUGAUACACCUUGGCUUUGUGCUGAAUUAAUUUGGACAAGGACGGAUUGAACUACUGUAGAAGAAGGAGAAAAAAUAUGUGCUGUGUUCAGUGGUUCACUGUGAGUCGCCAUCGGUUGAGAUUGGGAUUUUGUUUUGCAU
Molecule: messenger RNA, 2325 nt
Organism: Phragmites australis (common reed)
Lineage: Eukaryota; Viridiplantae; Streptophyta; Magnoliopsida; Poales; Poaceae
Product: transcription factor PHYTOCHROME INTERACTING FACTOR-LIKE 13-like
Exons: 9
Coding region: 216-1409 (397 amino acids)
Cellular component (GO): nucleus
Molecular function (GO): protein dimerization activity
Source: RefSeq, a predicted model, not a curated record